Molecule: messenger RNA, 1614 nt
Organism: Silurus meridionalis
Lineage: Eukaryota; Metazoa; Chordata; Actinopteri; Siluriformes; Siluridae
Exons: 3
Coding region: 141-1244 (367 amino acids)
Source: RefSeq, a predicted model, not a curated record
UGGAAAUUGAAGUGUCAUGUGAAGGUUGUACUUUACUCCUCUUUCUAAAGCAACGCAAUCUGUCAAACACAGCAGAUUUAACGUUUUAGGCAAAUGGACAAUACUGUGUUCAUCUGAUUUCACUGAAGAGAUUUAAAACAAUGAACCUGAGACACCUAAUGAGGCUACUUCUGUUCUGGAGUACACUUUAUCUUCAAACACCUGAUGGGUCUGCUGUUAUAAUGGCACAGGAUUUAAGCAGGACAAACUUUAAAAUGAGUCGAGGGGUUCUGAAGGAAAAACUGAGCACUUUACAAAUCAAGCCUAAAAUCACAGUCAGUGUCAUUCUGGGAAACAGUACAGAGCUACAAUGCAGAAAUGAGUCUGGAGAAGCAUUGGUCGUGUGGUGGCAGACGCCAUUUGGAUCAUUUGGAGAAAGACACAAGUUUAGCAAUAAGGACCCAUUAGAGAUGAAUCAGAGUAAUUUGAGAAUCCCAAAGGUCAUGUUAAGUCACACCGGACUCUACAGUUGUCAUCUUGUGGACAGUCGAGGCGGUCACACAGUCAAACCAUACACAAUAAACGUUUUGAACGGAAACACACCUAAGACGAGAACAAGGAUAAGAACAGCCAGAGAGGCUGAGAAUCUCGCUGUCGAAUACACUCAUUUUGCAGCAGCUGUAGCAUCAUCAGUACUGGUUACCUUUAUUGGAGCGUUUACGCUCGGUGCCUUCAGCCAACCCUACGUCAUCAAAUGUCUCCAAAAAACGAGGGCCAGAAUGUGUCCUAACAAACACCACCGAAAGACUACGAGAGUCAGUAGUCAUAAGCUCAGCACUGUGUUUUUCCACCGAAAUGCAAACUCUGAAGAUGAUACUGUAGACUUUGUGUCCAUCAAGGCUCCUUCAGAUGGAGCUCACCUGGAACAUGACUCAAUAAGCAAAGAUGCUGAAAACAGCCUAAACUCCACAUCAAACCGAGAAGCAGGUGAUGAAGAUGGAGCAGAACACAACACCAGACUGGGAUCAGAGACGAUCGAACGCAAACGAGUCAGUAGAGUUAUUAAAGUCUACAACUACGAUGAAGAUGGAAACCGAUUCAGCCACAUCAAUGAACCUGAAGACAACCCUACCCCCAGACAGAGAGUGAUGUCACUCACUCGACUCCAGAGCAUCAUGAGCGAGGCAGAAUCACCAAAUUUCUCCACCAGCAAAGAUUCAAAUGAACCAGAUGAGGGUCUAAGCAUGACUUUAAACACCCAGUAAAGAUUAUUUGGUGCUAAAUAUGAUAUAUUUUAUUACUAUAAUGCCCUACAAUACAAUUUAACACAAUACCUUCUUUAUACAACUUUCCACCAAUUGCCAAUAUGCGAAAUAUCAGUGGCAUCCAGUGUUUGCUUUAGUAAAGUCUAGUUCAUCCAAUCAUUUCCCCUAAAUAGACACAGAUCAAGAAUAACAUUAUGACUGGUGGGUGAAUAACACUGGUUAUCUCUUCACCUGUUAGUAGGAGGGAUUUAUUAGGUAACAAGUGAACAUUUUGUCCUCAAAGUUGAUGCGAUAGAAGCAGAAAAAAUUUGCAAGCAUAAGGAUUUAUGCGUUUGACAAGCGACAAAUUGUGACGUCUAGACGACUGGGU